Messenger RNA from Entrophospora sp. SA101, 210 nucleotides. The record is from the annotation of a GenBank genome assembly. NCBI's taxonomy places the organism in Eukaryota, Fungi, Glomeromycota, Glomeromycetes, Entrophosporales, Entrophosporaceae.
AUGGAGAAAAGAAGAAUUAGAAGACUAAAAUUUGCAGAACUUCGUAGAGCAAGAGAAGAGCAAAUGGACACUAUUAAUAGAGCAAUUGACAAUAACAGUGAAAUUAAGAAAAAUGGAAUAGAAUAUAUAAAACAUUUCGUUGAAGAAAUAGAUAACAAUGGUGUCAAUGAUGUCAGAUUUUUGAGAGAAGUAAUUCUUUAUUUAUGGUAA